Cygnus atratus (black swan) is the source of this 5976-nucleotide messenger RNA. It is a transcript of the gene ANK1, whose product is annotated as ankyrin 1. The record is from RefSeq and is a predicted model, not a curated record. The transcript is spliced from 44 exons. Gene Ontology annotation, molecular function: protein binding. Gene Ontology annotation, biological process: signal transduction. The coding region runs from base 1 to 5976 and encodes 1991 amino acids. Lineage: Eukaryota; Metazoa; Chordata; Aves; Anseriformes; Anatidae.
AUGGCUCAAGCAGCUAAGCAGCUGAAGAAAAUCAAAGAUAUUGAGGCUCAGGCUCUGCAGGAGCAGAAGGAAAAGGAAGAAUCCAAUCGCAAGCGCAGGAACCGCUCUCGGGACCGGAAGAAAAAGGCCGAUGCUGCGACCAGUUUCCUGAGAGCUGCAAGAUCUGGGAAUCUGGACAAAGCCUUGGAUCACCUCAGGAAUGGGGUAGAUAUUAACACCUGUAACCAGAACGGGCUGAAUGCCUUGCACCUGGCCUCCAAGGAGGGCCAUGUGAAAAUGGUGGUGGAACUGCUGCACAAGGAGAUCGUUUUGGAGACAACGACCAAGAAGGGAAACACAGCACUGCACAUUGCUGCCCUGGCUGGGCAACAGGAUGUGGUCCGGGAACUGGUGAACUAUGGGGCCAAUGUCAACGCACAGUCGCAGAAAGGCUUCACACCCCUCUACAUGGCAGCGCAGGAAAACCACCUGGAAGUUGUCAAGUUCCUGCUGGAAAAUGGAGCCAACCAGAAUGUAGCCACAGAGGAUGGUUUCACGCCACUAGCUGUGGCUCUGCAGCAGGGACAUGAGAAUGUGGUUGCUCACCUUAUCAACUAUGGGACAAAGGGUAAGGUCCGCCUGCCCGCCUUGCACAUUGCAGCCCGCAACGAUGACACCCGCACAGCUGCCGUGCUGCUGCAGAAUGACCCCAAUGCUGACGUCCUCUCCAAGACUGGAUUUACCCCCUUGCACAUUGCAGCCCACUACGAGAAUCUCAGUGUGGCCCAAUUACUGCUGAACCGUGGAGCCAGUGUCAACUUCACACCCCAGAAUGGGAUCACUCCCCUGCACAUAGCCUCCCGUCGAGGCAACAUCAUCAUGGUACGGCUGCUGCUGGAUCGCGGGGCCCAGAUAGAGACAAGGACCAAGGACGAGCUGACCCCUCUCCACUGUGCAGCUCGCAAUGGACAUGUGCGAAUUGCAGAGAUCCUGCUGGAUCAUGGGGCUCCCAUUCAAGCCAAAACCAAGAAUGGCCUGUCGCCGAUCCACAUGGCAGCGCAGGGUGACCACCUGGACUGCGUGCGCCUGCUCCUGCAGUACAGCGCUGAGAUCGACGACAUCACGCUGGACCACCUAACGCCGCUGCAUGUGGCCGCACACUGCGGCCACCACCGUGUGGCCAAGCUGUUGGUGGAGAAGGGGGCCAAGCCCAACUCCAGAGCCCUGAAUGGCUUCACACCCCUCCACAUCGCCUGCAAGAAGAACCACAUCCGGGUGAUGGAGCUGCUGCUGAAGACAGGAGCCUCCAUCGACGCUGUCACAGAGUCCGGCCUGACCCCUUUGCAUGUGGCUGCCUUCAUGGGGCACCUGCCGAUUGUUAAAACCCUGCUGCAGCGUGGAGCAUCUCCUAAUGUGUCCAAUGUGAAAGUGGAGACGCCCCUGCACAUGGCAGCCAGAGCUGGGCACACGGAUGUGGCCAAGUACCUGCUGCAGAACAAAGCCAAAGCCAACGCCAAGGCCAAGGAUGACCAGACUCCUCUGCACUGCGCUGCACGCAUUGGCCACACCGGCAUGGUCAAACUCCUUCUGGAGAACAAUGCAAACCCCAACCUGGCGACAACAGCAGGGCACACGCCCCUGCACAUCACGGCCAGAGAGGGGCAUGUGGACACAGCCCUGGCCCUGCUGGAGAAGGGAGCCUCCCAGACCUGCAUGACCAAGAAAGGAUUUACCCCUCUCCACGUUGCAGCCAAGUAUGGGAAGGUGGAUGUGGCAGAGCUGCUGCUGGCACGUGAUGCUCACCCUAAUGCAGCAGGAAAGAAUGGCCUGACCCCACUGCAUGUGGCUGUGCACCACAACAACCUGGAGAUCGUCAAGCUGCUGCUUCCCAAGGGGAGCUCCCCACACAGCUCAGCCUGGAAUGGGUACACCCCCCUGCACAUCGCUGCCAAGCAGAACCAGAUGGAGGUGGCCAGCAGCUUGCUGCAGUACGGGGCUUCUGCAAACGCGGAGUCUGUGCAGGGAGUCACCCCCCUACACCUGGCUUCUCAGGAGGGGCAUGCGGACAUGGUGGCACUGCUUUUCUCCAAACAAGCCAACGGCGAUUUAGGCAACAAGAGUGGCCUGACUCCUCUCCAUCUCGUGGCCCAAGAGGGACAUGUGCCAGUUGCUGAUGUUCUGGUGAAACACAGAGUUACAGUGGAUGCGACAACCAGGAUGGGCUAUACCCCGCUGCAUGUGGCCAGCCACUAUGGGAACAUCAAACUGGUGAAGUUUCUGCUACAGCACCAGGCUGAUGUCAAUGCCAAGACUAAGCUGGGCUACACUCCCCUGCACCAGGCAGCACAGCAGGGCCACACGGAUGUCGUGACGCUGCUGCUGAAGCAUGGUGCCUCUCCCAACGAAAUCAGCAUGAAUGGCACCACUCCCCUGGCCAUUGCAAAGCGGCUCGGCUACAUUUCUGUCACAGAUGUGCUCAAGAUUGUCACAGAGGAAACUGACAUCCUGCCAGUCAGUGACAAGUACCGCAUGAGCUUCCCAGAGACUGUGGAUGAGAUUCUGGAUGUGUCGGAGGAUGAAGGCACUGCUCAUGUCACAGUAAUGGAGGAGGAGCUGAUCGCACCGAAGCCCAGGACACCUGAACCCAGGGACCAGGAGAGCAAGAGGGAGAUGCUGGAGCUUGUGACCAGGAUGACACUGGAGCAAAUGGAGGAGUCUCCAGCUGUCCCACAGGUCCCCUGUAUUCCACCUGAGACUGUGGUGACCAGAGCAGAGGAGCCUGAGCAGUUAGGACCUGAGUUCGAUGAGGACUCUCUGAUCCCCAGCAGCCCAGCCACUGAGACUUCAGACAACAUCAGCCCAGUGGCCAGCCCCGUGCACACAGGGUUCCUGGUGAGCUUCAUGGUGGACGCCCGCGGCGGCUCCAUGCGGGGCAGCCGGCACCACGGGCUGCGUGUGGUCAUCCCACCCCGCGCCUGCGCCGCACCGACCCGCAUCACCUGCCGCCUGGUGAAGCCCCAGAAGCUGCCCGCACCCCCAAAUCUGGCUGAGGAGGAGGGCUUGGCCAGCCGGAUCAUCGCUCUGGGGCCUGCCGGUGCCCAAUUCCUCAGCCCUGUCAUCGUGGAGAUCCCCCACUUUGCCUCUUAUGGGCGUGGAGACCGUGAGUUGGUGGUGUUGCGCAAUGAGAAUGGCUCGGUCUGGAAGGAGCACCGCAACCUCUAUGAGGAGAGCUACAUGGACCAGCUACUCAAUGGCAUGGAUGAGGAGCUGGAGAGUGUGGAGGAGCUGGAGAAGAAGAGGGUCUGCCGCAUCAUCACUACCGACUUCCCUCUCUACUUUGUGGUCAUGUCCCGGAUUUGCCAGGUCUGUGACAUGAUCGGCCCUGAGGGAGGGUGCUUGAGAAGCACACUGGUGCCCAUGGUACAGGCCACCUUCCCAGACACCGCUGUCACCAAGGAAGUGAGAUUGGCCCUGCAGGCACAGCCUGUGCCCGAUGAGCUGGUGACCAAGCUGCUGGGGAACCAGGCGACCUUCAGCCCCAUUGUCACGGUGGAGCCACGCCGGCGGAAGUUCCACCGCCCCAUCGGCCUCCGUAUCCCUCUGCCCCCGUCCUGGAAGGACAGUCCCCGAGACAGUGGCGAGGGUGACACCACCAGCCUGCGCCUGCUCUGCAGUGUGAUUGGAGGGACAGCCCAAGCUCAGUGGGAAGACAUCACGGGCACCACAAAGUUGGUCUAUGAAAAGGAAUGUGCUAAUUUUACCACCAAUGUGUCUGCCAGGUUCUGGCUGGCCGACUGCCCACGCACAGCUGAGGCCGUGCACUUCGCCACCAUGCUGUACAAGGAGCUGACAGCUGUGCCCUACAUGGCCAAAUUUGUGGUGUUUGCCAAGAUGAACGAUGCACGGGAAGGCAGGCUGCGCUGCUACUGCAUGACUGAUGACAAGGUGGACAAGACUUUAGAGCAGCAUGAAAACUUCACCGAGGUGGCCCGCAGCAGGGACAUUGAGGUGGUGGAGGGGAUGCCUUUGCAUGUUGAGCUCUCAGGAAACCUGGUUCCUGUUAAGAAGACCACGCAGCCACGCACCUUCCUCUUCCAGUCCUUCCGGGAGAACCGCCUUGUCAUCUCCAUCAAGGUCCGGGACAGCAGUCGGGAAGCCAGCGGCUCCCUGUCUUUCCUGCGCAAGGCCAUGAAGUACGAGGACCUGCAGCACGUGCUCUGCCACCUCAACAUCAGCAUACCACCCUGCACCAAGGGAAGCAGCAGUGAGGAGCGGAGGAAGACACUGACACCAUUGUCUCUGCGGGAGCGAUACAGCAUCCUAAGCGAGAGCAGUUUCGGCUCUCUGAGCAGCACCGACCGUGCAGACCAGAAGAUGGUCGACAUAGCAGAGCAGCUGGGCCUCAGCUGGGCAGAGCUGGCACGUGAGCUGCAGUUUGGGGUGGAUGACAUCAACAGGAUACGUGUGGAGAACCCCAACUCCCUGCUGGAGCAGAGCAUAGCCCUGCUCAACCUCUGGGUCAGCCGCGAGGGCAAGAGUGUCAAGAUGGAGAGCCUGUACUCAGCGCUGAGAAAUAUCGACCGCAGUGAGAUUGUCAGCACACUGGAGGGCUCUGGCCGGCAGAGCCGGAGCCUGAAGGGCAGUUGGCGCUACGCGGACAGGGACUACUCCCUCUCGCCCUCCCAGAUGAAUGGUUACGCUUCUCUGCAGGAUGAGCUGCUGUCCCCUGCCUCCCUGCAUUACACGCUGCCAUCCCCGCUGCGUGCCGACCAGUACUGGAAUGAGGUGGCCAUCAUGGAUGCCAUCCCCAUGGCUGCCACUGAGCAGGAUGCCUUGAUGGAGAUGUCCGACAUGCAGGUGUGGUCCUCGGGGCUCACCCCCUCGCUGGUGACGGCUGAGGACUCCUCUCUGGAGUGCAGCAAGGCUGAGGACUCGGACGCCACGAGCGAAGGCCGUUUCCUGGGGCAGCUUCUGACAGACACACAUGGCCCGGACCACAUGGGCUCUAUGGACCUAGUUGAGGAUGACACAGUGGAUUCAGAUGCCAUGAAUGGUCUGAUUGAACUGCUAGACCAGGAGGAGGGGCAGAGGCCAGAGGAGAAGAUGCCAGCCGGGGACUGCCAGCUGGGGACUGGAGAGCAGGACCCAGAAAGUGAAGUUUCUUUUGUUUCAGUUCAGCAGAAGGUACAAGCCAGGAUCACGGCAUCACCGACCAUUAGCCACAUUGUGGAGAAGAGUGCAGACAGGCUGAGGGACUGGAAUGCAGAAGGCUCCUUUAUCUCCUGCCUACAGGACCUGACAGCGGGCUCCUGGCAGGAGGGGGUCACCCGAAGGCUGUGCCCGACGUACACCGUGGCUGCCGGGGCACAGGGCCAGGAGCAAGAGCAGGUCCUGGCACCAGCCCUGGAGCUGAUGCGGGUCAGCUCCGCAGAGGACAGCGACUGGCAGCCCCAGCACCCCACGGGCAGCUGGCUGGAGGAGGCAGACAGCCACUUCUUUGGGCAGCCCUGCGGAAGCAGGAUGUGGGGCUUCCUGGCCCAGUUGCUGAUUGUCGUGGUGCUGCUGGCCUUCUUCCUGGUCAGCUGCCAGAAUGUCAUGCACAUCGUCAGGGGCUCUGUCUGCUUCCUGCUCAAACACGCCCACCGUGAGCUGGACAAGGAGCUCGGGGAGAGCCAGGGUCUGGUGGAUGAUGAGGAGUCUCUCUCCACCAGGGUCGUCCGCCGGCGUGUCCUUGUGAAGGGCAAUGAAGUUCUUCACCUCCCUGGGGAGCAGGUGACAGAGGAGCAGUUCACAGACGAACAAGGCAAUAUCGUCACCAAGAAGAUCAUUCGGAAGGUGGUGCGUCAGCUGGGCCCCAGUGACACGGAUGACAGGCAGGAGCAUGAGGAGCUGAUUCUGGAGGGCUCCCUGCAGGAGCCCCAAGACCUAGAGGUCUCCGGGGGCAGGAUGGGGGCUCAGAUAGUGAAACGAGCCAGCCUGAAAAGGGGAAAGCAGUGA